This is a messenger RNA of Neopsephotus bourkii (Bourke's parrot), 1554 nucleotides long. Its product is annotated as cbp/p300-interacting transactivator 4-like. The record is from RefSeq and is a predicted model, not a curated record. The transcript has 2 exons. NCBI's taxonomy places the organism in Eukaryota, Metazoa, Chordata, Aves, Psittaciformes, Psittacidae. The coding region runs from base 457 to 1056 and encodes 199 amino acids.
GAUCCUGCUUCCCAACCCUGCUCCUCAGCAGCCACCCAAGGGUGCGCUGAGCUGAGCUGGGUCUCUGCUCCAGGGCACUGCAGUGACCGAUGCAGCAUCAAGCUCUUAAUGGGAUUUUGGGGGACGCGUGUUCUAUGUGGUCCUGUUUAACUAUCCCUUCCCUCUGGGAUCUGCAGGCUUAACAUGCCUUGCUCUCCAGCCUGAGCUCGCCAUGGAAAGCCAGUGGAACAGCAGCUGCCCCCUCCCAUACAUCAGCAGCAGGGAUUUGUUGCUCCCUCUUUGGGAAAGCCUCAGCACUUGUCCUUGGCCUUGGGGUGCCCUCACAUGGCCCCCCUCAACUCAGAGCUGCCCCGAGGCUUGGGCACAGGGCUUUCACCUCACUGGGGGGAGCAGCCCCCCUGCUUUAGGGGUGCAUCCACUUCCUAAGGGCACCACAUAGCCUCUGGGACACAAGCCAUGGGCAGGCAGGUCCCCAGCUCUGCCCAUCACCCUGCCCUGGCUGGAGGGUGCUGCCUGCACCAGGAGCCUGCAGCCCGAGGUGGGGCAUGUGGGGACCCAGCUUCCCUGUGCCACAAGCAUGUUCCCCCCUCAGUUCUCCUUGGCACAAGCCCACGCAUGACAUCCCCCUUGCCCCAUCGGUGGCUUCCUGUCCUCAUCCCAGACCUGUUCCCGGGCAGCGAGCCCCUCAUUCCCCCCAGUCACCCCGGUUGCUCGCUCGUGUGCAUGUCCCCCCCGUGCCACCCUGCUCCCACCUUCACCAUGUGCCUUCUGGUCUCUCCCACCACGCAGGCGCCGUGCCGGACUCCUGCCCCAUUAACAUUGAGGAAUAGGCCCAGAGGCAGCCAACAACAACGUGCGGCUGCAGCAGGCGCCCCGGCCCCGCUGCCCCCCCGGCCCCCAGGACCUGGAGCAGGCAGCGGCCACCCCUGUGUGAGGGCUCAGCCUCAGCCGGGGCACACGCACCCCCUGUGCAUGCAGAGGGCUCCGGGCACCGCCGGCAUCGCCACCUCCCUCCCCGGCUGUGGCGGGACUGCUUUUCCAAAGAGAAGAUGGUAACGGGGGCUUUUCCUGCCCGGCUCCGCUGUGCAGAGGGGGGCCGAGAACCGCAUCACUUCAGAGCCCCCCCAUCAGCACCUUCCCAUCCUCCAGCCCUGAUGGGGAUGGGCUGGGGUCCCCUCCUGCCCCCAGCCAUCUCACACCCAUCCCCAGGCCUCUCUCCUCCAGUGUGCAGAGCACAUGGGAUGGGGUCACCCCACAAAGGGGGUCCUGGGACACUGUCAGAGGUGGAUGAUGCCCAGGGGUGCAGGUUAAGGAUGAAUGUUGGCAUUGGCAUCCUCAGUACACAAGCCAGUGACCUUCAUGGGGGGCUGGCACCCCCCCAGGUUUGCUGACCCCAUGCUGUGGGAUUGUCCCCAUUGUGCACUGGUGGUGAUGGUGCCCCUGGAGCUCCCCGUCCCUCUGCUCUCCACCCUGGGCACGUGGGCUCUUGGGCCUGUCCCAGGAGGUUGCUUUUCCCCAGGGGAUGGAGCGGGGUGGACAGGGGACCUGGGACAC